UUACCUUUUUUCAUUCUCGCAAAUCUCGUAAAAUGAAGCAUAUUGCCAGAGACCAGAAAUAGGGAAAUGCCCGGCAAAAUAAUUAUGCAUUCAUUAAGUUGCCAGCAACAACACUUCGGGUCAUCAGAAUUCAGAAACUUUCCUAUCAUGGCUUAUCGAUAUCGUUCUUCGCCUAGAUAUUCAUCCAAUCCAUAUUCUGAAUUGACAACAGAGAUUAAGGAAGAGUUCAAAUCUAUUGAGCUCGCCGCCAAUUCGACUUUGGAAGACAAAUUUAGAUGGUGCGAGGAACUUCAGCAAAUUGUUCAACGCGCUUUGCCCGGAAGUCGGCUCAUCUUGGUCGGUUCGUCAACAAAUCUAUUCGGUUUUAAACACAGUGACUGCGAUCUCACUGUGAUAACCAGGGAAAGUUAUGUUUCUGAAAUGGGAUGCCUGAGUAAAAUUGAGGAAGCUUUAAAACCUUACCGAAGGCGGUAUAAAGUGGAGUCAGUAUACGGCGCAAAAGUGCCAAUCCUGAAGAUUCGAGAUGACAUAUCUGAUUAUGAGGGUGACAUCAGUAUCAACCAAAAAUGUGGGGUUCAGAGCACCUAUCUACUCAAAUGUUAUGCUUUGAUGGAUCCACGUGUACGACCGCUGGCAUUGAUAAUAAAAAGAUGGGCGCAAAAAGCAGGCAUUUGCGAUGCGAGACAACACAAACUCUCUGGAUUUGCUGUGAUCCUGCUUAUUCUCCAUUACCUCCAGAAAGGAUGCACUGACCCUGUUAUACCUUCCUUGCAAGCAACAUUUCCCCGGUUUUUUGCUAGCAGUUCGUCAGUCCUUUCACUUGCUGAAAAGCUUUCAAACACGAAAAAAGAUAGCGUCCCUUACGAUGUGCGAAGUUAUUCGUCACGAAAUACCCAGACGUUAGGGGAGUUACUUGUUGGAUUUUUCAAAUUUUACUCAAAUUUUUAUUGGGAGAAUGUCAUCUCAAUUCGCACUGGGGAUUAUAUUCCAUUAAGUAACUAUAGUGAAGGCACAUGGAGAAAACCUCAAAUAAGAAUAGAAGAUCCUUAUCAGCGUGGCAACGUUACUAAAGCAGUUUACCAGAUCAGUGUUUCUUACAUGAUCAAGGAGGCUUUUGGGAAGGCUGCAAGGGAGUUAGAAAGAGAUCCAAGUUUGACCGCGAUCAUGUGAUCAUUGUAAAUGAAAAAGAUGACAGAUGUAGCUAAUCAACUGUACGUAAAAAAUCCAUUGCUAUUUUGAAGGUCGGUAGCGUUAUUGGAA
Molecule: messenger RNA, 1260 nt
Organism: Dendronephthya gigantea
Lineage: Eukaryota; Metazoa; Cnidaria; Anthozoa; Malacalcyonacea; Nephtheidae
Product: poly(A) RNA polymerase GLD2-A-like
Exons: 3
Coding region: 67-1170 (367 amino acids)
Biological process (GO): RNA 3'-end processing
Molecular function (GO): nucleotidyltransferase activity
Source: RefSeq, a predicted model, not a curated record